Molecule: messenger RNA, 811 nt
Organism: Ipomoea nil (Japanese morning glory)
Lineage: Eukaryota; Viridiplantae; Streptophyta; Magnoliopsida; Solanales; Convolvulaceae
Exons: 1
Coding region: 98-787 (229 amino acids)
Source: RefSeq, a predicted model, not a curated record
ACUAGCGCACAAUAUUUAAUACGGUUUCAUAUUCUGUAGUGCUGUAUUAGUUAGCUACCUGUUCCCACUCCCCACUCCCAAGAACCAAAAUUAAACCAUGAACCAAACAUUCACAUCUUCUCCUUUGUGGGAUCAUCAGAUGCCCUACUAUCCACAGACAACCUGCGGAUCAUUCGAAAACAACAUUAAUCCAUACUACGAUCCUUUCGAUCCCACCGCACCUUAUCAUCAAACCUCGUUUUCUCCGAGCUUCACAACUGCUGCUGUUAUUCCUGCGGCGACUGAGCAGACUACCAUUCUGAGCCCGGAGAUUUCUUCGUCGUGCACCGGAAACAGCGGCGAGAAAAGCGCGAAACCUAGUACGGCGGCGGCGGCGAGAAGGCGGUCGAGGGCCUCCAAGAAAGCCCCCACCACUCUCCUCAGCACUAGCAUCGCCAACUUCCGCGCCGUCGUGCAACAGUACACUGGGUGCCGUCGUCUCGCGUCGCCGGCUUCGUUCAAGAACCGUAGGGGUCCGGUUAUUUUAAGCUUUGGACGGCCUGCUGACCGGAAGCUGUCGGCGGAGGAGGAUUCUGGCCGGAGAUGUUACUCCGACGAGGAUCGCUGUCAGAAUCUGCAGGAACUUCAUCAUCAUCAGUAUCCUAAUGCGGAGUUCCGACAAGGACAGGGUGGACAGCAACAACAGCGUGGGGUUUCAUAUGAUAACAGUUCUCAUGACAGUUAUAUUUCGGGUGUUGAUAAUGAUCAUAGUUGUAGUAUGCUUACAGUGGAUGAUUUUGAAUGGUAAGAGAAGUUUUUGCACAAAUUUUAA